Sipha flava (yellow sugarcane aphid) is the source of this 2389-nucleotide messenger RNA. Its product is annotated as dual specificity protein kinase Ttk-like. NCBI's taxonomy places the organism in Eukaryota, Metazoa, Arthropoda, Insecta, Hemiptera, Aphididae. The transcript is spliced from 9 exons. Gene Ontology annotation, molecular function: protein serine/threonine/tyrosine kinase activity; ATP binding; protein serine/threonine kinase activity. Gene Ontology annotation, biological process: meiotic spindle assembly checkpoint signaling; peptidyl-serine phosphorylation; chromosome segregation. The record is from RefSeq and is a predicted model, not a curated record. Gene Ontology annotation, cellular component: kinetochore; spindle; nucleus. Bases 581 to 2386 code for a protein of 601 amino acids.
UAAUGAUAAUGUAGCAAUACGAAUGUCAGUCAGUAAAUUGGUAUAGAUUAAACAGUGCAUUGUAAAUAUAAAUUCUCAGUGUCAAAUGUAUUUUUUAACCAUUUUUCAUAAUGUAAAUAUUUAUUAUUUUAGGCAUAAAUCGUAAUUAAUUGUUAUUAUUUUACGUAAAUUUUGUUUUAAUUUUAUCAUAGUUUCUUCUAUUGAAAUAGUGUAUUUCGGUGUAUCUGGAACGAAUAACUCUCUUGAAAAAUCUAAAAAAUUUUAUAGAAAAUGUUCACGUGAAAAUGAAACGUUAUUUGUAUAUAAUUACAAUUUUAUAAAUUAAAACACUAAGGUAGGGUUAGGAUAGGUUCCGGUUCGGCCAGAACAGUAUCAAUUUUAAGUAUAGUGUCAUAAAUUCUUGAUGAUGUGUUUCGAGACAGCCAAUUGUCCCGGAAUGAGACUUUAAUAAUGAUAAAAAGAAACUUAAAAUAUCGGGGAGAGCUGAGAUCACACCUAAGCGACCUCAUAAAUAUGCUUCUACAUCAGAAUUUCAAUUACAACUAGAAUUUCUAUCCCGAGAAGGGGACGUGUGAUCAUCAUGAAUCAAAAUAUAGAAUCUAAAUUUUUCAAUUAUGCCGAGGAAAAUGACGGAGAAACCGAUAAUUAUGUUACAUGUCCAUUAUUGCAACUAAAAUAUGCUAGACCAAGAAAACCAAUUACUAGUCGUUUAGGACAAAAAGGUAGAUCUUUAAAACAUAUUUCUGAUAAUAGAACUUUAUUUGAAAAUAAAACAGCUGAAGCAGAUUUAGGAAGUUCAUUUCAAGUACACACACCUGAAAAUUUAGUUCAUGGGCUUGAAAAACUUGAUUUAGUUCAUGAUACUCCUUUUAUCCGCCCUGCAAUAAAAACUCAAAAUGAUAGUGGUAUAGAAACUCCUAGUGAUACAUUAACCAACUUGUAUAAAAUUAAUAUUCACAGCUCUAAUACUAAACCCAAUUGUUCACUGAGUACUAAAAGAAUAUUAUACAGCAAUAAAGAAAAUAUACCAGAACAAGUUGAAGAAGUAAAAACACCAGAAUCUCAAAAAUGUUCUUAUAGUAAUACUAGUAUAAUAUCUUGUUCACAAACUGUAAUAGAAAAUUUAAAUGAAAUUGCAAAUCACUCUUCAAUCAGUCAGAAAGAUGAGACGUGUUUUGUUUCACCUGAAACAUCAAGAUACAACUAUGAUACUAGUUUAUAUCACAGUAUUAGAGAGACAACUGCUGUUCCAUACUCAUCACAUUUAUGUAUGUCUACAAAGAAAUCUGCUGACUCAGAAUUUGAUUCUUCUUUAUUGAAUAAACAGUUAGAAUGUCAACCUUUAGACAUAAAACCAAAUCAUACUACUUUGGAAUUGUCUCCUGCUGCUAAACGUAACAAUUUUGUAAUUCGUGCUCGAUCACCUAUUCACCCUACUACAAUUGGAUUUGUUCAAGAUGGAGAAUUUAAACGACCAGUUAAUUCUUCUGGAAACGUAUGUGUUAAAUGUGCCAAUGAAAAUUAUAUAUCUGUUAAAGGAGUUAAUUAUAGUAUACUAAAUACACUUGGUCAUGGUGGAUCAAGUAUUGUGUAUGAGGUUUUACAUCCUCACACUAACCAUGUAGUUGCAAUUAAAAAAGUAGAUUUGUCUGAAGUUGAAGACAUUAUAGCUGAAGGUUAUUUAAACGAAGUUACUUUGUUACAAAGUCUACAAGAUAGUGAAAGUGUAAUACGUCUUUUCGACAGUCAAUAUACUACAAAAGAAAAAAUACUAUAUAUGGUUAUGGAAAAAGGUGAUACAGAUCUUUCUAAACUCAUCCGCAAUACAAAGCACAUGUCAAUACACAUGAUUAUGUACUAUUGGUCAGAAAUGUUAUUUAUUGUUAAUGAAAUUCAUGCAAAAGGUGUCAUACAUUCAGAUCUUAAACCAGCAAAUUUCCUUUUAGUCAAUGGUCGUUUAAAAUUGAUUGAUUUUGGUAUAGCAUCAAAAAUACAAGGAGAUAUGACAAGUGUAUUGAAGGAUGUGACUACUGGAACUUGGAAUUACAUGAGCCCAGAAUGUAUAAGAAGUGGAGGUUUAAAUUUCCAAGGGCAUAAAAUAAACCAAAAAUCAGAUGUAUGGUCACUUGGAUGUAUAUUGUAUAGCCUGGUUUACGGGAAGACUCCAUAUUCACAUUUGACAAAUACUUGGCAAAAAUUGCAAGCUAUUGCUGAAUCUAAACAAAAUAUUAGUUUUCCAAGUCAUAGUAAAAUAUUUACUAAUGGUAUACCACCUGUACUUAUGCAAACAAUGGAAUUAUGUUUGAUAAAAGAUGUUAAAUCCAGACCUAAUGUAGUGGAUUUGUUGAGGCUUAUUGAAAAUACAGUAUUCAAACCUAUCACCUAAAAA